UAAUAGCUCAGCUCUCCUCCCUCUCCCUGGGGGUGACGUGGGCGCGGGUGUGUCACGUGAUGCUUCGGUGGCGUUCUGGUCUGUUAUCUCGGUUGCUAGUUGAUACAGGACGGGCAGAAAACCCGGAGAGGUUCCGCUGAUACCGGAGAUGAGGGGCGGGUGACCGGUUCAGAAGCGGUAUGAUUGAAAUGGUCUAAUACUUACCACGAUGAACACAGAGGAAACCCCACAUACAGGCUUGCAAACCAGUGCAGAGGAUGGCUUAGGGGAUUGCCCUAUUGCUGAAACAGAGAAGACCUCUUUUCAGAUGGCAUCUGACCUGAACGAGAACAACUUAAAUGGAGAUCAGCCUUUGAACAGAAACACAGAGAUCAGCCUUCAUAAUAGAGAUGCCCAGGAUAACAAUAAUAAUGAAAACGGCAACUUGGUGUGUGGUCAACUUAACUGCAGGAAGAGCUGUGAAGGGGAUUGCACAGUGGUAGAAAGUUCUGCUCCUCUGUCCACCAAGGACAGUGCUACAGGAAAACAUGUGGCCAGGAGACGCAGUAAUAGAAAUAAGAAGACUCCGAAUGGAAAAUCCUCAGGAUUUUUGGCAUCAGCGGAUAUAUCUGUUUCAGAAGACAAGUGUGUAGAUUCUACUCAUGACAUGGCCACACUUGACUCGCAUGUUAGUCCAGAACACAAGAAUCAGAAGCAACUUCGAGACUCCCUGUUUUCCCUCAUUCGAGACGGGUGUGAACAAACUGAUGGCCGGAUGCUUUCUAUGUGCCUUCAUCAGAUAGCAGAGACCUAUUUUCAGGAAGAAGACUAUGAGAAAGGAAUGCAGUUCAUCCAGCUGGAGCGAGUCUAUCACGAGCAGCUGCUUGCCAAUCUGUCUGCUAUUCAGGAGCAGUGGGAAACAAAAUGGAAGAAAACCAAAUCUGCAUCACUGCCCUCCCCCUCAGAGAAUGAUCUAAGCCGCCAAGAGCUGGAAAUGCUGUCUAACAUAUGCGGAUCACAUCAGGAACCGCAGGCCUCUAUAUGGCAGUCUUCUACUUCAGAGAAAAUUCAAAACCUCCAUCAGUUAAAGGGAUCAGUGGGAUAUGAUGUGGAUGGCGAGUGUCCAGCUAGAGCAAGUGGAUCUGGCAUAAAGAUCUCAGCAAGCAGGAAGCCUGGCGUGGCAGAGAUGACUGAGCACUCACUUCCUGAUGGCAGCACAACAGGCAACCUGAGCAUGGUAGCAGACCAUCAAGCUGUGGCCGGGAAGAGCCACACAGAGGGACAGCAGUUCAUCACUUGUGGAAGAAGCUUGGAGUCACCCACCCUGUCCACAGGGACAGGAGGCAGGGCUAAUCCUGACGGCAGCUUUCCUUCUGGGGAUGCCGGGCAGAAUAACAACCUCCUGCAACCUGAAGCAACACCACGAGGCAACGUGUCAGAAAUAGAAACGCUCUCCAAGGACAGGACAGAAGAACGAGCUGACAACCCAAUGGUAGACAAAUUAAUUACAGCAUCUGUCGUUCACUCAGAUUGUUCAUUGGAAACACAGGAUGACUGCACUGAAGGGAGUAGUUCCUUAGAAUGCACGAGUUUCAUCCAGACUGUCCACACUGUCAGCAGCUCAGAAGAUGGAGCUACAACGAGGAUUAUUAAUACAGAGAGCCAAGUAGGUGAAACAGGACUUUGCCCGAUAGGCAGUGCUAAUCAGAAAUGCCUGGAGGAACUGAACAAGUCUCAGAGGCAAGCAACAGUUGAGUUUAUAGCGAGUCUCCUCAACGGGGACCUGAAAGAAAGUGAGAAUUUCCUGGCUCACUUGGACUUCCAGGAGGAGACCUAUUCUGAAGAAGAAAUGUCACCAAGCCCAGGGGAAUCUGUCUUGGGGGAUAACCUGCUAUCACUAGAUGAACUAGGAAAGAGGAUAGAGAUAGAGGAGGUGAGCCCUGCUGCUGGUUUGGUCUCCAUAUUGAAGAAGCGUAAUGGAAGUGAUGGGGAGAACCACAAAAAGACAAAGAGGAAAGUGAGAUUCCUGGAAACAGAUGAUGUUCUUGACCAAGAGGAGAUUGGCGGAGGAUCCUGUAUUCUGCUGGUCGCACUUUGCCUUGUCACUGUGUUUCUUAGUAUUGGUGGGACUGCAUUAUACUGCACAUUUGCUGACGUGGAGUCUUCUAUAUGUAAAGAUUUUACUGCAAACAUGGACUUUUACUACACUCAGGCGGUACAGGGAGUAGAGGAGUUAAAGCACUGGCUGUUUGUCACUUAACAGAAAAGAGCCUCCCCCUGCCUCCACAUGGCCUUUAUCUACCGAUAUAAACUCUAUAAACAUUUCCUUUUGAAGAUGUAAAAGAAGAUAUGCUGUAAUAUUUUUAAUUAAUAUUAAGAAAUGACAAUUGGGGGGGGGGGCGGCAAAAUCACUUUUUCAAUAUGGCAUACGGGCCCUGCAGUGACUGGUAACCACUGAAGAUGUAUAAUCCACCUACUGUUUUUACAAUCUGCAUUUUAAUAUAGUGAGUCUGUGUAUGGUCUGUAAAGUUGAAGCCCACUGUAUUUUGUUUUUGUGUUGUGUGAUUUCCGUUCCUGUUUUGUGUCUGCUCCUCUGUGGUCAGACAACUGAAACAUAAGUGUAUUUGUAAAUCGGCAUUUAGAUCAUGAUGUAUCUUUAUAGAUAUUCUUUUAUUGCAAAGGAACAAUACAGAUCCGUUUUCUAUCUUCAUGUUAAAGGGCUUCUGUCACCCCCCCCCCCAAAAAAACCUCAUUUUUUUAUUUUUGGG
Bufo gargarizans (Asiatic toad) is the source of this 2747-nucleotide messenger RNA. It is a transcript of the gene CNST, whose product is annotated as consortin, connexin sorting protein. Gene Ontology annotation, cellular component: trans-Golgi network; plasma membrane; transport vesicle. Gene Ontology annotation, molecular function: connexin binding. Bases 209 to 2239 code for a protein of 676 amino acids. The transcript is spliced from 11 exons. Gene Ontology annotation, biological process: positive regulation of Golgi to plasma membrane protein transport. The record is from RefSeq and is a predicted model, not a curated record. Lineage: Eukaryota; Metazoa; Chordata; Amphibia; Anura; Bufonidae.